Metschnikowia bicuspidata var. bicuspidata NRRL YB-4993 is the source of this 3600-nucleotide messenger RNA. It is a transcript of the gene UGT51C1, whose product is annotated as Ugt51c1p. Gene Ontology annotation, molecular function: UDP-glycosyltransferase activity; hexosyltransferase activity. Lineage: Eukaryota; Fungi; Ascomycota; Pichiomycetes; Serinales; Metschnikowiaceae. The record is from RefSeq and is a predicted model, not a curated record. The coding region runs from base 1 to 3600 and encodes 1199 amino acids. Gene Ontology annotation, biological process: carbohydrate metabolic process. The transcript is spliced from 3 exons.
AUGGCCCGCUUCCACGUGCAGCCGGCGGGCGACCACGCGUUGGCGCGGUACGAGCCGCUGGCGGCGGGCGCGGGCCCGGAGAGCCCCGCGAAGGCGGCCAUCUUGAAGUACCACGUGGCGCUCAAGCUCCGCGAGACGUUUGGCUUUGGCGACGACAACCGCCUCCUCGGCCACUUCGACGUGUGGCUCGCCAAGGACGUGCUCCUCCAGGGCCACAUGUACAUCACGCGCGACGCCGUGUGCUUCUUUUCCGUGCUCCCGGGCCAGUUCUCCGCGACGGAGCUCAGCGACCCCGAGUUGGCGCUCCACGCCGGGCCCUUGGGCCACAAGUUGGCCCACUACGGCGAGUCCGUGUUCUCGUCCGUGUACACCAACCGGUUCUGGGCCGUGUUGAGGCCGCAGACAUUGAGCAUCUACACGUCGCCCACCAAGCUCUACUUCCCCGUGCGCACCAUCGACCUCCGCACCGCGGUCUCCUGCGAGAUCUUGGAGCCGGGCACCGCCGGCUUCAGCGUGGCCAGCCCCGUCGACAGCCCCAGCGCCAGCCUGGCCCCCACGGAGCCGCUGGUGGCGCAGCUCGCCCCCGACAGCUCGGGGCUUGCCGACGACGACUCGCACGAGGAGAACGUGCAGUCCGGCGUGUGGUUCAAGAUCAACUUCUCCGACAAGUCCUACCGCUUCCACACCAGCAGCAUCUACUCGGCCCGCCACUGGUACAACAGCAUUUCUAAAGCCAUCUUCCUGCUCCACAACGCAAACUCCCAGCGCGAGGUGGUCUUGCGGCUCCCCAUAGAGGACAUCACGGGCCACACCAAGAACCCCAUCCUCGCCGGCCCAGACGCUCUAGACGCGCCAGACGAGGACACGCCCGUGUCCUUCUCCAUCGCGUUCUCUGCCCCGCCCGACGCGAACGACUCGAAACUCCAUAAGUUGAAGUUGAAAACAAAGAAAACGCACGACGCAAGUGUCGUCCAGGACCAUGUGCACUUUCUUGUUUUCCGGAGGGGGGAAGAGCUCUGCGAUUGCUUCGAGAACGUCUUGGAAAGAAGCGAGGUCGAUGCCACCGACCGUAAUCGCAAGCUCAAGAAAAAGGCAAAGAAAGUAAUGACCACUAUCCAGCCAGACUACUGUUCCAACGUCUCGAUCAUCGACAGGAUCGUCGACAUGAACACCAAGAUCACUCUCUCCCGGGAGAAGGAACUCGCAAAAUCGGCCGAGGAGCAGGCGAACGCUUUGCUGGACCAGGGAACUGAUCUUGAGAGCAAGAAGUUCGCGUAUGUGCCUAAUUUCAAGAUCAUGAAAGACAAGCUCUUGCCGAAGUCAAGCCCACUCAGCAGCCUUUCCACCUUUGGCGAGGGGCUCUUCGAGGGCUUUCGCAAAGACGCUCCGCCAACUCCCAACGAUACAAAGAAGGGCAGGAAAGACCCGGGUUUUGGAGAGGCUCUGAAGCGAGGGAAACUCCGUUCCUUGAAGAAGCUGUUGAGAACGGUCUCAACCAUGGGCGGUGUGUGGUCUGCGAAGCCUGAACACUACGAUCGGGUUUUUGGUCACAGCAAGUAUUAUGUUGCAAAUCGCAGAGAGAAGGCCAGAGCGCUCAAUCAUUUUCGGAAUCACUUCUCCCUUGGUGCCGAAACUCACUUGGUGGCCACGUAUUACGCACACUUGAAAAAGGCAGUCCCUGUGUUUGGAAGGUUGUACGUGGGGAAAGACCAGUUAUGUUUUAGGAGCAUGAUUCCUGGUGUAUCUACAAAGAUGGUGCUUCCCCUUCGGGACAUGCAGAGCUGUAAAAAACGGGCCCACCUGUAUCAGUAUGCGGGGCUUGUUGUGAGGAUAAGGGGGCUUAAUGAUCUCCAACUAGUGUUUGGAAGCAAAGAUGCACGGGACGACUGCCAAAAAGUGAUUUUGAAGCUCGUUAGAAAAGUGGGAUGUCAUCAUCCGGACAGCGAGUUUGUACAAGAUGAUGAGCUGAGCUCUUCAAUGGACAUCGAUGAGACCGAGAAACAGAACGCAAAGAGCGAAGGCAUUGCCAAGUCUCGAGUGCAUGCUGCCCGGUUGAGGCUUCUCGAAGACAAGAUCAGCUAUGCUACUGGCAUAGAUAUGCCACUCAUACUUGAGGACAGCCCAUUCACUACCACGGAAGUGAAGCUAGCGAAAUGCUACAAGAUCACAUUCCUCACAAUAGGUUCGCGGGGGGAUGUCCAGCCAUACAUUGCCCUUGGCAAAGCAUUGGUCAAGGAGGGUCACGAGGUGACAAUUGCCACGCAUGCCGAGUUCGAGGAUUGGAUCACGAAGAAUGAGAUAAAAUUCAAGGAGGUGGCUGGAAACCCGGCAGCACUAAUGCAAUUGAUGGUAUCGCACGGGUCCAUCUCGGUGGGCUUUUUGAAGGAGGCAAGCACGAAGUUCCGAGGCUGGAUUGGCGAGCUUCUUGAAACGAGCUGGAAAGCUUGUCAGGGGGCUGAGCUACUCAUUGAGAGCCCGUCUGCGAUGGCCGGCCUUCACAUAGCUGAGGCCUUGAACAUUCCUUACAUGCGGGCAUUCACCAUGCCCUGGACGCGAACAAGAGCGUAUCCACACGCAUUCUUGGUCCCUGAUCAAAAUCGAGGUGGGUCCUACAAUUUCUUGACCCACGCCAUGUUCGAGAAUGUGUUCUGGAAGGGAAUCUCGGGACAAGUAAACAAGUGGAGACAAGAAACGCUCGGCCUUCGGCGCACCAGCUUGGUCAAGAUGCAACAGACACGUAUACCAUUUCUAUAUAACGUGUCCCCGGCCAUGUUCCCUCCUUCGGUGGAUUUCCCAGAUUGGGUGAAAGUGACGGGAUACUGGUUCUUGGAUGAGGGGUCGGAUGAGUAUGAGCCGCCGGAAGAAUUGGUCAAGUUUCUUGAAGAGGCCAAAUCAAACAACGAAAAGAUCGUGUACGUGGGCUUCGGGUCCAUUGUCGUGUCCAACGCAAAAGCUUUGACUGAAACCAUUGUGGAGGCCGUUGUUGAGCUGGGAGUGAAGUGCAUUUUGAACAAGGGCUGGUCCGAUAAAAUGAGCAAACACAAGGAUGAGAUUGAGGUCAAAUUGCCUCCCCAGGUCUACGAUGCGGGCAUGAUUCCUCACGACUGGCUUUUUCCCAGAAUCGAUGCCGCGGUACAUCACGGGGGCUCCGGCACCACUGGGGCUACUUUGAGGGCAGGGCUUCCGACUAUCAUCAAACCGUUUUUUGGGGAUCAGUUCUUCUUCGCUUCCCGCGUAGAGGAUCUCGGGGCGGGAAUCGCCCUCAAGAACCUCAACAAAAAGUCAUUCACCAAAGCCCUCAAGUCUAUUACGUCGGAGCAAAAGUUCUCGGCUAAAGCAGUUGAGAUUGGGAAAAACAUGAGCCACGAGAGAGGGGUCUACUCAGCCAUUGAGGCGAUCUACACCGAGCUAGCAUACUCGAGGUCUCUCAUUCUGGUGAUCAGGAACAACGCCGAGCAAAGAAAAUGCAACGGCGAUAAGACAGGAGCACAAACACUGAUAGCAGACGAUGAGGCCUUCGACAUGCUUGAUGAGACACAAGAAGGUGACACAAGUGAUGAGAUGCCACAAGGCGACACAAGUGACGAGAAUACAGCGUGA